AUGGCGACGAUUAUCGACGUCGAAGCCAUCAAGAAACGCUCAUGGAGCGUGACGAGCAGCUACACCCCCAACAACAUCAUCACCUACAACAUCGCCCUGGGCGUCAAGGGCACAGACCUGUCGCGAUGCUUUGAAGCACAUCCCGACUUUGCGGCCGUGCCGACGUUCGCCACUCUCCCCGUCAUCUCAGUCAUGCGUGAAGUUACCUACGGGAUGAUGGAAUUCCUCCCAAACUUCCAGGCGCACAACCACGUCCACGGCGAGCACUACCUCGAGAUGAAGGGGACGUUUCCAAAGCAAGCGACACUACACACUACCGCACGCGUGGUGGAUAUUGUGGAUCGAAGAACUGGCGUCACCGUCGCUGUGGGCAUCACUACCGUCGACGCAGCCACGGGCGUGGAGAUCUGCUACAGCGAGUGGACAUCCUUCGUCAUGAAAGUCCCCGGGGCUGGGGCUUCGACGAAACCGAUACCUCGCGGUGCAGCCACAGCCACACACGCGACGCCCACAGAUCGCAAGCCGGACGCUGUGGUGGAAUACCAAACCUCACCAGAGCAAGGAGCCCUGUACCGCGCCGCGUCGGGAGAUCUGAACCCCUUACACAUCGACCCGGCCGUUGCCAAAGCAGGCGGCUUUCCGGGGCCGAUCCUGACGGGUACGUGUACCGUGGGAAUGGGUGUGCUGCACAUCAUCGACACGUUUGCCGGCGGCGACUUUAAGCGGUUCCAGAGCGUGAAGUUGAGGCUGAGCAAGCCUGUGUAUCCUGGCGAUGUGGUGCGGACGGAGAUGUGGCGAGAGGAUGGGGGGAGGAAGAUUCUGUAUAGACAGGUUGUGGGCGACAGGGUGGUGAUUUCGCAGGCGGCGGUCAUCCUGAGGGAUGCUUCUGAGGUGCUGAAGGCGAGGCUGUCCUAG
Fonsecaea nubica is the source of this 915-nucleotide messenger RNA. RefSeq lists its product as hypothetical. Lineage: Eukaryota; Fungi; Ascomycota; Eurotiomycetes; Chaetothyriales; Herpotrichiellaceae. Gene Ontology annotation, cellular component: peroxisome. The transcript has a single exon. Bases 1 to 915 code for a protein of 304 amino acids. The record is from RefSeq and is a predicted model, not a curated record.